AGGAAACGAAACAAACACCGAAUCCUUCAAAAUUCAAGAGCUGAUUUUUAAGAAAAGAAGCAAUGGCAUUGAGAGGAGCUGUUGUCACAGCUUGUAACGUUGGAGGAAGACACAGAAACCCAUCUCUCCUAUCAAUUCCUCACUAUUUUAAACUCAAAUUCCAUUACCCUCCUUCACAUGCUCUCCAUAGAUUCACAGCUUUUCCUAUAUACCAACCCGGACUUAAAUAUCCAAUCCGUGCAAUAAGCGAGGCUACUGUGGAUCCCUUAACACCCAAGAAAGAAGAUGAAGAACAAUCACCUCAGAAUUGGACAAUUAAAAUGUUAUAUGAUGGGGACUGCCCACUUUGCAUGCGUGAGGUCAACAUGCUCAGGGAGAGGAAUAAGGACUAUGGUACGAUCAAAUUUGUUGAUAUAAGUUCUGAUGAAUACUCUCCAGAGGAGAAUCAAGGCCUAGACUACAAAACUGUAAUGGGAAGGAUUCAUGCCAUCCUCUCUGAUGGAACUGUAGUCACUGAUGUUGAAGCAUUUAGAAGACUAUAUGAACAAAUUGGUCUUGGUUGGGUUUAUGCCAUUACCAAAUAUGAACCUAUUGCAACAAUAACUGAUGCCGUAUAUGGUGUUUGGGCUAAAUAUCGUCUUCAAAUCACAGGCCGGCCACCUUUAGAAGACAUUUUGGAAUUACGAAAGAACAAGGAUGUAGUAUGUAAUGACAGAAAUUCAUGUAAGAAGUGAACUUGCUCGAUAAUUGCAAGAAGUCUGAGCUUUCCAGGCUUGCUCUUCAUUUUCUUACAUAUAUGAUCUUCAAAAAUGAGUUGCAUGUGGGCUCAUAGCCAGAAGUCGUAAUAAGAUGAAGAGGUGUGGCAGUUCACAUACACUUUUCAAUUGAUUUUAGUCAUCAAAUUGUGUAGUGAUAUGAUCAUUGUGUAAUGCAUAAUGAUGUGAUAAUUCACUUUUGUUGGAUGGGAAAAAGGAGAUAACCAAGAAAUCUGUCUUUAGAAUUAAUAAAUUAGAGCUUUUUCUUAUCAUUCCAAGCCACUUUCCUCUUUGAACUUCCAAAUGUUGACAUGGAUUAUUAUGAAAAGAUGAAUCUAGAGAGGUCUAGACGUUUUGUGGCAAUUAGUCUCUGUUUGUAUAUAAGGUUUGACAAUCUAAUUGAUUCUCAAACUUUAAUA
Quercus lobata is the source of this 1174-nucleotide messenger RNA. RefSeq lists its product as uncharacterized. Bases 63 to 734 code for a protein of 223 amino acids. Lineage: Eukaryota; Viridiplantae; Streptophyta; Magnoliopsida; Fagales; Fagaceae. The transcript is spliced from 8 exons. Gene Ontology annotation, molecular function: protein-disulfide reductase activity. The record is from RefSeq and is a predicted model, not a curated record.